Molecule: messenger RNA, 1219 nt
Organism: Porites evermanni
Lineage: Eukaryota; Metazoa; Cnidaria; Anthozoa; Scleractinia; Poritidae
Source: the annotation of a GenBank genome assembly
GCAUUUUUGAGGGAAAUAUUCUUUCCAGGGGAUACCCAACCAAGUUACAAAAUUAUGGAAAUUCCAGAGGUUGGGAGGGUAUGAGAAGCACCCCCUGGAAUGAAAAUUCCAGGGGGGUGGGAGGUCUAAAAUAAAAGUGCCCUCCGUGGGGGGUAUGGAUAUUUUUUGGAACUACACAACAAAAGGGACAGCAAGUAUUUUGCUGCAAAAUUUUGGUAUAAAAUACCUCUCAAUGUGGACAAUAGAUAUGUAUUCUUUGCACAAUUGGUGGAUUAUGGUCUGGACUUUUUUUUCAAAUAAUUUGAUCUCCAACAUAGCAAUGCCACAAUAUCAAACUGUUCUACUCAUAACAUCAAAAGUUAUUGUUUAUUGUGCAAUUAUCUGACAUUUUAGGUUUUUGUAGUGUUAAGUUACACCACCUCUCUUCAAGGCGCAAACCCAGAGCAUAUCCUAUCAUAGGUGAAGCCCAGCUUCUUUGACUUUGCAACAGCCUCAGCAGUAAGUUACCAAGUUAUAAGCUCAGUAGCCCAUGAAGCCUAACCAUGUUUUAUACCUGAAUGAACUAAAAUUGAGGUGAUUAUAACAUUUCCAACCCAAAGUAACUUAUUUUCAGCCUUUUCUUUCUUUUUUGUUGUCAUUUAAGGUCUUUCCUAGUAAAGUACCUAUGCAAAGUUACAUGCAUCAGCUGUCAUAUUCAAACUCCUCUUGGCAAAUCACAGAAGAAAAGUUGUGCCAAAUAGCAGAAACAUUCCAUAAUGCAGAUGAAGAAAAGAAAGGUUUCUUAACAAGUGAGGAUCUUAAAGUUGCAUUUGUGUCCCUCUUUGGUUACAAGCCUUCAAAGAGUGAAGUUCAGCAGCUUAUGGCCAAGUUUCAGAAACUGUUAUUAUCAGUUAAUGAUCAAAUACCAGGCUGCAGCAAAACGUUCGUUAACACCCAAACUGGUAUGACCUUAGAAAAUUUCACAGAAAUUGCAAAAAUCAAGAUUUUGGCUGAAGAUACUGAUGAUGAGAUCCGGCAGAUGUUUAUUGCAUUUGACACCAAAUGUCAAGGUUUCAUCACUCUGGACAUUGCUAAAAAGAUUUUUCUACAAGUUGCUCCAUUUUUGGACUCAGUUACAGUGGAGAAGUUGUUUCGAGAAGCUGAUACAGAUCGAGAUGGAAGAGUUAGUUAUAGAGAUUUUGAAUUCAUAAUGAAAUACAGCAUGGAUGACGGGACCUAA